AUGGAUCCCCAGCCGAAUCGUAAGCUUCUCGACAAGCUCCUACGGUCGGGCGAUAUCAAGAGAGAGAACCGUGACCUCAUGAACGUCCGAGCUGCUUCGCGCUUCGUCGAUGGGGUCCGUCGCCACGAUGACCCAUCCGACGUUCUCUUCCGGCUUGAUCAGAAGGACCCACAGCUCAUUCGGACCAUAUUCACCCUUCACUCCUCCAACGACUUCAUGGAUAGCGUGGUGAUGCCCUUCAUCACCUGGCUGGGCAACGAUGAGCUCUCCAUCGGCACGUGCAGCUUCAAACAGCAGCUGAUAUGCAACAGGCUAGCGCGCGCUCCCGGCCUGCUGGACAACCUGCUGGAAGCCUUGAACUGCGACAAGAUCUCGGACAAUAUGUCUCUCUUGUGGUUUGUCGAGAGGCUGAUUCUCGACGACGGUCAAGACGGAGUAACCGCGAGAUCCAGCAACAGCAAGGAGUCUGCGCUCGUCAACCGUUUGAAGCGGAGCACGUCGCCCACCGUCAAGGCUCAGGCGCAAAAGCUGCUGAAGGUUCUGUCCGAUCCGUCUGAGGUGGACAAGCGAAACGCUGAAAUUGCCGCCACCGGAGGGGGCUUGUCCAUCGAAGCCAUCCAAGCAUCAUCGCCGGGAGGGCGGCACUCCAACGACCAUGUGGAUUUCCGCUCCAUCACGAUCGUGCCGAGUGUGGAUGAGGUUCUCUGCGACAAGAUCCCGUUCCUGCCGACCGAGAUGGAGCGUGACAUCCCACACCUCGAUCGUCAGUUUCGCCUGCUGCGCCACGAUUUGGUUUCGAGCGUCGUCGAUGCUGUGACUCCACUGAAAACGCUUCGAGCCGGUGCGGGAGAAACGAAGGGCUCUGGUAGGGCAAAAGGUGGCGAAGGAGGGCGGCCCCCAUUUAUAUUGGAACAAACAAAGCGCGGCGCCAUCGUAGCAGACAAAGGGGGGCGCGCGGCCGCAGUGCUGAUACAUUUUGACUGGCCGUCUUCACACCCCGUGUCUCGCAUAAAAACGCCAAAAAAAAGGAUGGACUAUUUGCAGCAGACCAAGGGCGGGCGAGGAGGCGGUGGCACCGGCGGCGGCGGCGGCGCCGGGCGCAACUUGCUGAAGAAGGAUUCGUUGGUUGUGCUGACCAACAAGUACCUGAAGCCUCUCUUUAUCGCGACCGUCACGAUCAGGGACGAGGGACUGCUCGCGGGAGGUGGCGGUGGAGGUGGGGCGAGCUGGGGCAGUGGUGGCGCCGGUGGCAACAGCAACGGCGGGGGUUUCGGUGAUCGGGGUGCCUCAGGUCGCGGUCGCGGGGGAGGCGGUCGUCUUCCUAACGGUCGUGGAAGGGGCGACCGUGGUGGUAGGGGCGCCGGUGGCCACGGCGGAACCGGAGGGAGCCGCAGCUGCAUCUGGAGGGAGAGGCAGGAGUCGCGCCCGGCGGUGGGGGUCUCGUUCUUCAACCUCAAGGAUCUGGAAGCGGCUCUGCUUCUCUCGAGGGACGACUCCUGGGGCUGCCUCGUGCCCCUUACCGUCGGCGUCUUCGCGUACGAGUCUGUGCUGAAGCAGCUGCAGGCCAUGGCCGACGUCCCAAUGGCGAACCUGCUCGUGGACUGGCCUGCCGCUCACGCGGUGUCGAAGCCCGGCGGCAGCAGCCUUGAGCGACUUGCCGGGAGCCUCUGGAAAUCCAUGACGGGCGGCGCCUCGUCCGCCGCCCCACCGCCUGAAUCCCCGCAGCCGCCGUUGUACGAGGGCGUGGAAGCCGCGGAGAUGGAGGGACUCGCCGAGCGGUUCGCCGCUAGCGCGGAUGAUCUCAAGAACCGGACGCCGUUGAUGCUGUCGCCGCCUCUCGUCGGAGUGAAUCUGUCUAGCGGGUGCCAGUUCGACAUUUCGCAGCGGGUGGCGGUGGCCCAGGUGUUGCGGCAGAGAGUUAGCCUUGUUCAGGGACCUCCAGGCACGGGUAAGACGUUCCUCGGCGUGCUGCUGGCGCAGAUCAUCCUAGCGUCGACGGACCAGAAGAUCGUGUGCGUCUGCUACACCAACCACGCCCUCGACUCCUUCCUCGAGGACCUCCUGGGCAAGGGGAUCACCGACCUGGUGCGCAUCGGCGGCGGCAGCAAGAACGCCAAGCUGGACCCGUACCAGCUGCGGAACCACCAGGCCCAGGGCUUCAACCGGGUGCAGAACCGCCAGUUCGCGAUUCUCAAGGAGGCGUUGGAAGAGUCGCAGGCCCAGAUCGACGAUAUCCAGAAGACGAGCGGGCUCAACCGCAAGCCUGACAAGAUGGACGUCGUGGGGUGGCUGGAGGACGAGGACUUCGAGGCCUUCCAGGAGCUCCAGAUGCCGGAGGGCGGUGAUGGGGGCACGGUCGUCGGCAGGAGGGGCCGAGCCCUCACGAGCGCGUCUAUCGUCCGCACGUGGCUGGACGGGAAAGAGAAGCCCUCCGCACCCCUGCUGCAGCCAGCAAACACUACGUCAGAAUCCGGCGGUGGCGACGGCAGCAUCAACAGCGAGCCGCUGUCGACCGACAGCAUAUGGGCGUUGGACAAGAACGCCCGCAAGGCCAGGUGGGCCGGGUGGGAGGCCGCUAUCAAGGCAGAGGUGGCCGAGAAGGUGGCCAAGAAGGUCAAGGCUCACGACACGCUAGCGCGGGAGCUCUCCGGGCUCCAGCGCCAGAAGGACGUGCAGCGCGUGCGGGCGGCUCGGGUCGUCGGCUGCACGACAACGGGCGCGGCCAUUCACCACUCGCUGCUGGCGGAGGCGCGGUGCGGGGUGGUGCUGGUUGAGGAGGCGGCCGAGGUCCUUGAGGCUCACGUCCUGGCCGCGCUCGGGGACUCCACGAAGCACCUAAUCAUGAUCGGCGACCACAAGCAGCUGAGGCCCAAGGUGGAGCAAUACAGCCUGAGGGUUGAGAGCGGGAGGGGGUUCGACCUGAACGUCAGCCUGUUCGAGAGGCUCGUCAAGGCCGGAUACCCGCACACGACGCUAGAACUGCAGCACCGGAUGCCGCCCGAGAUCUCUGCGCUGGUCAAGGGGCUCACUUACCCGAGGCUACGCGAUGGGCCCGGGACAGUCAAUCGUCCACCCGUCCUAGGUAUCCGUGACCGCGUGUGCUUCGUCGGCCACCACCACAACGAGGAGUCGGCGGCUUCGAUGCGCCAGCGCCACGACGACGGGGUGUCGGUGUCCAAGGUCAACCGGUACGAGGUCCGGAUGGUGGCGAAAACCGUCAAGUACUUGCUGCUGCAGGGGUACGAGCCGGACCAGAUCGUCGUGCUGACGCCGUACCUUGCUCAGCUCCGGGAGCUACGGGAUGCGAUGGACGGCGCGGUCAGCGACCAGGACGCCUACGAUCUCGCGGCGGCUAUCCGGUUGGGCGACGGCACCAACGAGCGAGGAGAUGGAAAGAGCGGCGGCGGCGGAGGCGGCGGCGGCGGCGGCUCUGCUUAUACGAGGUCGAGAGUCAGGGUGGCAACGGUGGACAAUUACCAGGGCGAGGAGAGCGAUGUCAUCAUCAGCUCGUUCGUGCGCAGUAACAGCGGCGGGCAGAUGGGGUUCGUCGGAGACCCGAACAGGCUCAAUGUUGCCAUCUCUCGAGCGAGGCACGGCAUGAUCAUGUUCGGCGACAUCGACUUCUUCAUGUCGGAUUCCGUCCGGAACAAGCCCGGCCAGCGCCUGUGGCUCGAGUUCCUGUCGCUCCUCGAGGCUGGGGGACACGUCUACAGGGACGGGCUGCCGGUAGCCUGCGAGGCCCACAAGACGCGCGCGGACUUGGCCACUCCCGAGGCCUUCGAUGAGCACUGCCCCGAUGGAGGCUGCCAGGUUUUGUGCGGCACAAAGCUUUCGUGCGGUCAUCGUUGCCCCCGAAGGUGUCACCCCGGAGACGACCACAAUCACGAGGGCGCCUCCUGCGCGGUCCUCCUAGAGGAUACCUGCCCCAAGGGACACAAGUCGAAGCGCCGCUGCUCCAAGGACCCCGUGGGGCUCCCCUGCCGGCCGUGCGAGCGCGAGGCCCGCGCUGUGGAGCUCGAGAUUGCCCGCCACGCCGAAGCAAAGGCGGCCAGGGAGAGGGAGCGGGAGGCGGCCACCGCCCGGCUGGCCGAGGCCCGGAGGGGUGCCGCCCAGGAGCGCGAGAAGCUGGCCCACGAGGCCGAGCUGCUGCGGCUGGAGCGGGAGACGCAGCGGGCAGUGGUCGACGCCGAGAGGACGCGGUUUUCCAAGGAGAACGCUCGCGCCAACCUAGAGCAGGCUCUAGCUGCUCCUCGUCCUCCUCCUCCUACUCCUGCUGCUGCUGCUCCGGUUCGCGACGGAAAAGCGGCCGCCGCCUCUUCGACUCAGAAGACCGCCAGGAAAAAAAACCGAAGGCAGGCGGCGGCCGCAAAGGCUACGAAGGCCGGCAAGUCCAAGCAGGAGACGACGACGGCCGCCCCUCGGGGAUCCACCCUCUUCCUCAUCGCCCAGGCGGCGGCGAACGGGAGCGCCAGCGGCAUCACGGCCGCCCUGGAGGCCGUGCCGCCGGGGGAGCGGCUCCGGCAGACGAGCCACGAGCUGGGAGUGGCUCUGGGAGAAUCGGCCUUCGACUGGUUCCCGCCCGCCACGACCGGGGGCGAGCCCUCGCCCGCCGCGGGGGCUCCGGGCCCGCGGACCGCCCAGGCGAUGGACAUGAUAGCCUCCGGAGAGGUGGUCAAAGCCCGCGCCAUCCUCGCGACCGUCGUCCGAGACACCUCGGCGGCCGACAACGGCAUCGACGGCGACGCUAGCCCGCAGGCCGGAGAGGGGAAGAAGACGAAGGCGCCGGAUCCGUCCGCGCUGUUCGCCCUGACGCUUUGCGACCACGACCUCGCCGGCGGCGCGGGGGCUGCCGCCGCUCGGCAGCUCGCGGAGCUCGAUGCAGCCGUGCCACGCCUCUGGCCCGGACCUCCUGACGGCCGUCCGUGCCCGGACGCCCGAGCCUUCCCCCUCGCAGCGCUCGUACGCGCAGCUCUUUUGUCGUCGUCGUCGCCUUCCGCUUCAGCCGCCCCCGUGGCACCCUCUUCGCCACCGCCAUCUGAGGGGGAGGAGAAAGAGGAGGAGCAGGAGGAGGGUGCCCUAGACCCAAAGGCGCGGGCGUGCGCUCUGGCCGUAGCGUUUCUCCGAGCACCGGCCCAUGCCCGUAGGGUGGGUAGGGUCGACUCGAGGGCGUGGACCACGCGGGCGGAGGAGGUAGUCAAGGAGAACGGAGGCAGCCUCGCCAGGGAACUUUGGGGACCCCAAGGAGGGCCUAGCGGCGGAGACGGCCAGGACCAGAGCCUGGCCGGCGGCGGGGUAGAGGGGCAAUGGAAGAGGUUGCAGACCAGGUGGGGCGUCUCGAGCGAGGGCAUGGACUCGCUGCUGGAGAUGUCGGGCCUCGACACCAUUAAGGCGGACUUUCUCAGCGUGGCAAAGCUGGUGGUGAUCGACAGGGAGCGCGGGUACGAGCCUUCGGCUAGGUCCUUCAACGUCCGCCUGGAGGGGAACCCCGGCACCGGAAAGACGACCGUGGCCAGGCUCUACUAUCGGCUUCUGAAGGACCUUGGAGUGUUCACCUCUGCAGAGGAGCGGGCGGCAGACGCCAGGGCCGCCGCGGAAGCGGCGGCGAAGAAAAAAGCCGACGACGCGGAGAAGGCUAGGCAGGACGCCGAGCGUCGAGCGUUUCAGAGCGCCGGCCUCCCGUACACCGCGCAGCAGCAGCAGCUGCAGAACCCCCCGGCGACGCCCAGGGCGUCCGCUUCCUCCACCACCACCGCCGCCGUGGCAUUGGCGGCCGGCUUUAUGGAGACCACGGGCGCCGACCUGGCCGAUAACGGCGUCGGCGGGCUGAAGGACAUGCUGAGGAAGAUCCGAGAAGCCGGAGGAGGCGUGCUGUUCGUGGACGAGGCGUACACGCUCGAGCCCCAGUCGGGCGGCGGCGGGAAGAAGGUUCUCAACUUCCUGCUGGCCGAGAUCGAGAACCGUCGGGGGGAGCUCGUCGUGGCCUUCGCCGGCUACGCCAAGAACAUGGAGACCCUCUUCGAGUUCAACGAGGGCCUUCCCAGCCGCUUCCCCAAGGUCCUGCGUUUUGAGGACUACAGCGACGCCCUCCUCCUCGAGAUUUUCAAGGGGCUCAUGGCUAAGAAGAAAGGGCUGGGUGCGCUCCACUUCGGUGAUUCUGCGGAGCAGGAGGACCCGGAGAGGUGGGCCAAGGUGGCCAUCGCUCGGCUCGGCCGGCGGAGGGGCUCCCGCGGAUUCGGAAACGCCCGCGCCGUUCGGGUGCUCUUCGACCAGGUUCUCGAGCGGCAGGCGAGCCGCCUCAGCAGCGGAGACAACGACAAAGACAACGGCAACGACGACGACGAGGACGACGACGACCCAUAUGAGCUUACAAAGCCCGAUCUCCUCGGCUGGUCGGUCUCGAGUCUCGACGAGUCGGAGAGCUGGAGGACCCUCCGGGGCAUGGUCGGGCUUGGCGCGGUGAAGAGCGUGGUGCUGGCGCUGGCGGAGGUGGUGCAGACGAACCGCGUGCUGGAGGAGGCCGGCAAGCCGCCGAGGAACAUCGCGCUCAACCGUUGCAUGCUCGGGAACCCGGGCACUGGCAAGACAACGGUAGCAAAGCUGUUCGCCGGCAUCUUGGCGGACCUCGGGCUCCUCUCCAAGGGCGAGGUGGUCCUCAAGACCGCGUCCGACUUCGUCGGCUCCGUCCUCGGCGAGAGCGAGUCCAAGACCCGCGCAAUCCUCAAGGCUGCCGAGGGCUGCGCCCUGGUCAUCGACGAGGCCUACUCCCUCCGCGCCGGGAGCGGCGUCGGCGGCAAGGGGGGCAGCGGCGGGGACCCGUACCGCACCGCCGUGGUGGACACGCUCGUGGAACAGGUGCAGAACGUGCCGGGGGAGGACCGGUGCGUGCUGCUGCUGGGGUACCGCGCGGAGAUGGAGGAGUUCAUGCGCGACGCCAACCCCGGGCUGGCCAGGAGGUUCGCUCUCGACAACGCCUUCAGCUUCGAGGACUACAAGGACGAAGAGCUCCUCAGCAUCCUCCGCGGGAAGCUCCGUCGAGAGCACCUCACCGCCGGGGUGGACGCCCUCAUGGCCGCCGCCGACGUGCUCAGGAAGAAGCGCAAGACGGCCUCGCACUUCGGCAACGGCGGCGAGGUGGCCAACCUGCUGAGCGAGGCCAAGCUCCGGAAGGAGUCCGGAAGGAGAACCACCGCAAGGACGGCUCUUUGGAAGCCAGACUUCGAUCCGGAGUACGGGGCCGGCCCAAUGGAUGGCGCCGCUCUCGAGGACGACUUGUUCGGCGACCUCAUCGGCUGCGCGGACAUCAAGCUGCAGCUGACGCGGAUCCGCUCGACGUUCGUCCACGCGCAGAGACUCGGCCUCGACCCUCGUGAGGCCAUCAACCUCAACUUCCGUUUCACGGGGGCCCCGGGCACCGGCAAGACUACGGUCGCCCAGCGCGUCGGCCGCAUGUUCAAGCAGCUCAGCGUGAUCCACUCGGACGACGUGGUGUCCUGCUCCCCUUCGGACUUCACCACGGGGAUUGCCGGCACCACCACCAACACGAAUCCUGCCGCCGCCGCCGUUCCCGAGGUUGCGUUUUGCACCGGAAACUCGCCGGUGCGCCAAGCUCCCCAAACGACGACCGCGAAGAAGGUGGCCGGUACGAACCGUACCGCCGAGGAGCGGGACGACACGGACACGGACACGGACCACGAGGAAGAUGUCGACCCCUUCCUGUUCGUGGAGGACAUAUACGUCCUGCAAGAGGCCUGCGAGGUCGCGGGAAUAACCCCCGACAGCCCUGAUCUCGGCGACGGCGAGGUCGGCGAACGGCUUCGGCGGGCCCUCGUUCUCCCCAGGGCCGAGCGAGGCAUCGGCCUGUCGCCGCAACAGGCGCGGGCCUUUCUGCGGAAGAUCGCCACCGACAGGGCCGGGCUGUCUCGCCUCCGGCGGGAGGAGGCGGGCGCGGCGGUGCGGCCCGUCGCCGAGGCCGAGGGAGCGCUGGCGGAGGCGGAGGCGGCGCUCCGGGAGGCCGGGGGCGAUGAUGAGGACGAGGAGCUGCUGGCCACGCUCGCGCGGGUCCGGCGCGCCAAGGAGACCGCGCUGAAGAAGGCCAGAGAGGAGAGGGAGAGGCAGCUGGCCGUGGAGGCGGCGUCGAGGGCGGCCCUCGCGCGCAUGGGCGUGUGCCCGGCCGGGUUUCAGUGGAUUCGUCAGGGCGACGGCUGGAGGUGUGGGGGAGGCACCCACUACGUGUCCGGCAGCGCCGUUGCGGUGGAGAUGGCGCGCGGCGGGGGGGGCCCCUAGGCUUUUUUUCAUGGCCCUGAAG
Messenger RNA from Ectocarpus sp. CCAP 1310/34, 8305 nucleotides. The record is from the annotation of a GenBank genome assembly. NCBI's taxonomy places the organism in Eukaryota, Phaeophyceae, Ectocarpales, Ectocarpaceae.